Messenger RNA from Pipistrellus nathusii (Nathusius's pipistrelle), 639 nucleotides. Lineage: Eukaryota; Metazoa; Chordata; Mammalia; Chiroptera; Vespertilionidae. The record is from the annotation of a GenBank genome assembly.
AUGGCGCCUCAGCCCCCGGGCGCGCCAGCUGUCCUCCAGGGGACCCACCAGACAGAGCGGCCCUUCCCGGUCGCCCCGAGCGCGGAGGAGCCCUGCCUCGUGUCCGCUCCGCCCAGCCCCACCCGCGCGUCGGGGGACCCCGUCGAGGCCGAAGGCAGCGGCCGCCGCGGGGCCGCCAGGAGGCUGCGGGCGCGGCGCGGGGGGCGCAGCCGGCCCAAGAGCGAGCUGGCGCUGAGCAGACAGCGGCGGAGCCGGCGCAAGAAGGCCAACGACCGCGAGCGCAACCGCAUGCACCACCUCAACUCGGCGCUGGACGCGCUGCGCGGGGUGCUGCCCAGCUUCCCCGACGACGCCAAGCUCACCAAGAUCGAGACGCUGCGCUUCGCGCACAACUACAUCUGGGCGCUGACGCAGGCGCUGCGCCUGGCGGACCGCAGCCUGGACGGCCUGGGCGCGCCCUGCGAGGAGCUGGGCAGCCCGGGCGGCGGCUCCCUGGGGGACUGGGCCUCCCUCUGCUCCCCGGCCUCCCAGGCCGGCAGCCUGAGCCCCGCCGCCUCGCUGGAGGAGCGCCCCGGGCUGCAGGCGCCCGCCUCCCCGGCCUGCCUGCCCGGCGCCCUGGCCUUUUCAGACUUCCUCUGA